AUAUAUAUGGACAUGGGGUGGCGCUUACAAUCUAGAAGCCGGCUCUUCGAGCAAAAUGGCGACGGAAAACGAAAUAAGAGAAGCCGAAGGCACAGACGGGAGCGGAUCUCCACCGAAUGAGCCGAAAGCCACACAAAAAAGGGUCAGGACCAAUGUGCCGGAGGUGGAGAUCCAUCUCUACAGACAAGGCAAGGGUCCGAUUGACGUGUUCAAGUCGAGCUUGGGAGGGUGGGACCAGGACCAGCUGGAGGUUCGAGAAAUCCUCGAGAAAUACGGGCUCAAGUCGAUCUUCGCCUUCAAUCCCGCGUCGGGUCGGGGAGUACCGAUCCCUUUUGGGAGGAAUGGUAGGUCUGUGCUUGGGUAUAGAGAUGGAUCGGUCAUUCAUGUUGAUGGAGAACUAAAGGACUCCUCCAUCAAACCAGUGACCAAGAUCUUACUAGGGACAGCAAUGAUCACUCUUUUGUUAACAUUGGUUCUGAAGGAACCUGCAGAAUGGAUCAAGAUAUCAAACCCUUUCGGGGGAAGCUUCCCUCCAUGGAUCCUUGCUUGUGCUGUUAUUGUUUUUACUCGCAUGAGGAAGAGAACUAGGGACUUUUUGAAAAAGCGCGGCUGGUAAAAAACAUGCUGCUGAGCAUUUCUGAUUUUGGCUGAUUCGUGUUUUGUGUUUGCUUUCGCUUUUUAAAUUGUUUUUCGAUGUUCUUAAAGUGU
Populus euphratica (Euphrates poplar) is the source of this 708-nucleotide messenger RNA. RefSeq lists its product as uncharacterized. The transcript is spliced from 2 exons. Bases 56 to 616 code for a protein of 186 amino acids. The record is from RefSeq and is a predicted model, not a curated record. Lineage: Eukaryota; Viridiplantae; Streptophyta; Magnoliopsida; Malpighiales; Salicaceae.